AAAUAAAUACUAUAUCAAGAAAGAAAAAAAAGCUCAAAGUACUUGUUAACUUUCUUCAAUUGACAAGUUGCUUUUUGGAUGUUGGAUUUUUGUUGACUUUAAAGAUUAAAAGAUUCCAAAUCUUUUUAAGUUUAAUUUCUUGAAUUUUUGUUACAAAAUAUUAACUGGUGAUCAGAUGAAGAAAAAACCAAAGUUAUCUUGAGAAAUUGCUGGUGGGGUUAAUCAGAUCCAUGAAACCCAUGUUCCAUGUGUUGAAAUCUUGAUAAAGUUUCGAUCUUUUUAUGUUAUUCUGAUUAUUAAGGUUUGUUGGUAUGUAUUAUAUAUGUGAAAUUAGGGUUUCAAGUUGUUAUUUUGUUGUUUGAUUGAAGAAUCUUGGAUCUUUUAGUAAUAUAUUUAAGAAAGUUUAAGACUUUUAAGUAAAGUUUGUAGUUCCAAAGAUAUUCUCAUACUAUCAACUCUAUUGACAAUUUUAUGCUUGAUCAACUCUAGGAUGUUGCUUAUGUGACCUGGCUUUAGCUUUAGAAGGAAAAGAUUAAGGAAUUAAUGUUGUAUUUGAAGUAGUUGAGAGGUCAAUAAUCGAGUUUAUGUCUAGGAGAAAGUAAAAAAAGAUUAGGUUGAUAGAAGAUAUAGUACCAGCUAUUUCAGUUUCAUUUAAAUGGAAGUCGUGUGGAUUUUAGUCAAAUCAUGCUACCUGCUCCUGUGUUUCCCGGAUCGACGAGUGAUUACAGUAUUCUUGUAGUUGGGAGAUCUGGUUUUCCGGAGAGUAUUCAAGAAAUAGGAAGAAACGGGCCGGUUAAUGGUGAUAUUAUAAUGCAAGAAAACGACGUAGAUGAAAUUAUGACAAUCGGGAGUCAAUCAAGUUCUAUUAGUUUGCCGAUCACAGUUGCGAUAAAGGCUAUAGAUAAAGGUCAAAUAGUUGCUGAAGUAAUAAGUUUAGGUGAAGAAACAAUCGAUAGUAAGAUUGGGCAUACUGUAAAAGCAUCAGUGGUGGUUCUUGCAGAUCAGAGUCAACAUAAGGUUGUAAGGAGUGUUUUUGAAUUAGAAUGUGUUCCACUUUAUGGUUCUCAUUCAGUUAUUGGCAAAAGGCCAGAAAUGGAAGAUGCGGUUAUUAAUGUUCCUGACUUUAUGAGAAUUCCUGUUAAGAUGUUAGCUGCGGAUCAUAUUAUUAAUUUAGUGAAUCCGAGUUUGAAUGACCUGACAGCACAUUUCUUUGGAGUAUAUGAUGGUCAUGGAGGUUGCCAGGUGGCCAAUUAUUGUCGUGACCGUGUUCAUAAUACUCUAGAGGAGGAGAUCAAGGUUAUGAAGCAAGAAAUAGUCAAAGGAACCAUGAAUAAUACUGUACAAGCUCAGUGGGAAAAAGCCUUCACUAAGUGCUUUCAGAAGGUCGACGAUGAAGUUGGAGGAAAGACAGGUAUAGGCAUUGAUGGAUCGAACCCUCCUCUUGAACCAGUAGCCCCAGAAACUGUGGGGUCUACUGCUGUGGUGUCGUUGAUUUGUUCAUCACAUAUCAUCGUUGCAAACUGUGGUGAUUCAAGAGCCGUCCUUUAUCGUGGCAAAGAAGCCAUCCCUCUGUCAACUGAUCAUAAACCGAAUCGCGAAGAUGAACAUGCGAGGAUUGAGGCAGCAGGUGGCAAGGUCAUACAAUGGAAUGGACAUCGUGUUUUUGGUGUUCUUGCAAUGUCAAGAUCUAUCGGUGAUGGGUAUCUGAAGCCUUGGAUAAUACCUGAUCCCGAAGUCACUGUUACUCCUCGAGCUAGAGAAGACGAGUGCCUUAUUCUUGCUAGUGAUGGGUUGUGGGAUGUUAUCUCAAAUGAAGAAGCAUGUGAAGUAGCUAGAAAACGGAUUCUUGUUUGGCAUAAAAAGAAUGCUGGAUUGCCGCUUGAAAGGGGAGUAAGAGGAGCUGAUCCUGCAGCACAAGCAGCAGCCGAUUAUCUCACCAUGCUAGCUCUACAGAAAGGAAGCAAGGACAACAUAUCUGUGAUUGUGGUGGACCUCAAAUACCAGAGGAAGUUCAAAGCAAAACCUUGAUAAUAGUAGUAGUUGUAUAUGUUCACCCAUCAUUUUCUUUAAUAUAGUUUUUGUGCAACUUCAAAGAAACGAAGUGCAUCUUUUUGUUACAUAACUUGGGCCGUCUUUGAUAAUGUUUAUAACUAUGUAUGAGGAUUGCUUUCUCUUGAUGUCAGGCAAUGAGCUCUGCCAAGUUUAUAUCCAUGGCAUGUGUAACUUAGGGAUUUGAACGAUUUAUACUUCAAGAAUAAGCUACAGAAUUGUAUGUGCAUUUUUUUAGGCCAAUUUGGUCAUUUGAAAGUUU
Erigeron canadensis is the source of this 2311-nucleotide messenger RNA. Its product is annotated as protein phosphatase 2C 16-like. The transcript has 4 exons. The record is from RefSeq and is a predicted model, not a curated record. The coding region runs from base 685 to 2028 and encodes 447 amino acids. Gene Ontology annotation, molecular function: cation binding; protein serine/threonine phosphatase activity. Gene Ontology annotation, biological process: protein dephosphorylation. Lineage: Eukaryota; Viridiplantae; Streptophyta; Magnoliopsida; Asterales; Asteraceae.